AUGGUUGGAAGAUAUGAUUAUGAGUGGUGGAAGAUAAAAGUGAUAAACGUGUCAAUAUAUGAUUUGCUUGACCACGUAACAUCUAAAUUCCGAGCCCAAAAAUUUCGAUUGCCUGCGUCUCCCUCCCGUUUCUUCAACAAUCAGUGUUUUCACUUCUAUUUUCCGACGGACAGGAAGGAAGAGAACAACCAUAAUUUAGAUAUGUCAGCCCUCUUCAAUUUCCAUUCUUUCCUCACCGUGGUAAUGUUAGGCAUUUGUACCUGCACUUAUUUGAAGAUGCAUUUUCCAGUACUCUUUGAACAGAGAACUGGGUUUAAAGGUGUCUUCUGGAAGGCUGCUAGAAUAGGGGAGAGAUUGAGCCCUGGGGUGGCUUUGGGAUGCUUCACGAUGGGUAUCUCUAUAAUCUUCUUCUAA
This is a messenger RNA of Fraxinus pennsylvanica, 414 nucleotides long. NCBI's taxonomy places the organism in Eukaryota, Viridiplantae, Streptophyta, Magnoliopsida, Lamiales, Oleaceae. The record is from the annotation of a GenBank genome assembly.